UCAAUAUUAUUUCAUAGUUGUUACCUGCACCUGCAAAUGAAUGUCGUGAAUGUUUGAUUUCCAUAAUUAAUAAAUUGUGUUAGAUUAAAACAACAAACCAAACAACUCUUUACUUUUCUAUUCAUUGAAAAUUUCAAGAGGCAGAAAAUAACCUCUAAUAAUGCAUAAUGGUGAAUGCUAUGAAAGGAGUUCUUGUCGAAUGUGAUCCAGCAAUGAAGCAGUUCCUUCUUCACUUGGAUGAAACUCUUGCACUUGGUAGAAAGUUUAUUCUUCAAGAUCUAGACGAAACUCAUCUGUUCAUAUCAUCAGAUAUAAUUGAUACAUUACAAGCUCGUGUGGAUGAUUUAAUGGACCAACUUAGUUUUCCAAUACAUGACAAAGGACUAUAAAAUAUCAAAAUGACGUCGAGAGAAUCUGGUAGAGUCAAAGAUGCGGAGAAGAGAAGAGUGUUAGACGAUGCGGCGAGGAAGCGGAGAGCUAGGAAAGCUAUUGAGGCACUUGAACAGGAUAAUUUUCAUGAAGAUCCACAUGCAGAUCUGGUUAUGUCGAAAAAGGUGCCGAAGUUUGCAGACUCUAAUGAAAAACCGACAAGAAAGAAAAAAGCCAAGAGUGCUGAGUAUUAUAAAAU
Messenger RNA from Vanessa atalanta (red admiral), 628 nucleotides. It is a transcript of the gene Tfb5, whose product is annotated as general transcription factor IIH subunit 5. Bases 168 to 389 code for a protein of 73 amino acids. Gene Ontology annotation, cellular component: transcription factor TFIIH core complex; transcription factor TFIIH holo complex. Gene Ontology annotation, biological process: transcription initiation at RNA polymerase II promoter; transcription by RNA polymerase II; nucleotide-excision repair, preincision complex assembly. NCBI's taxonomy places the organism in Eukaryota, Metazoa, Arthropoda, Insecta, Lepidoptera, Nymphalidae. The transcript has 2 exons. The record is from RefSeq and is a predicted model, not a curated record.